This is a messenger RNA of Bactrocera neohumeralis, 1254 nucleotides long. RefSeq names its product DNA repair protein XRCC3. The transcript is spliced from 4 exons. The record is from RefSeq and is a predicted model, not a curated record. Gene Ontology annotation, cellular component: replication fork; Rad51C-XRCC3 complex. Lineage: Eukaryota; Metazoa; Arthropoda; Insecta; Diptera; Tephritidae. The coding region runs from base 99 to 1058 and encodes 319 amino acids. Gene Ontology annotation, molecular function: four-way junction DNA binding; ATP binding; ATP-dependent DNA damage sensor activity. Gene Ontology annotation, biological process: resolution of mitotic recombination intermediates; telomere maintenance via recombination; double-strand break repair via synthesis-dependent strand annealing.
ACAGCUGUUGAACAACCCGCGUAAUUUUAGUUUGAGUUGUGUGUUUGAUCAAUAAAUUUUAGAUUUGUUCUGUGCAGAAUAUGUUUUGUAAAUAAAGUAUGGCGGGUAGUCCGAAAUUAGGUGAUAUUCAUAAAAAAGAUAGUCCCAAUACAUCCAAGAAAAUUAGACAGCCUGUACAAUAUGCUAAACCUGGUCCUUUCACCAAGUCGAAACUUUUUCAAGAAUGUCCGGAAGCGGAUAUACGUGUGCUAAAGGAUGCAGCUGCAAAAGUCGUUUUUCAUCCCGUAUCGGCAUUACUUCAAGAGCCAUUGUCUGCGAAGUGGUCUCACAUAACGACAGGCUGUACAUCAAUAGAUCACUGCUUGUGUGGUGGAAUCGUUACGCGUGGCAUAACAGAGAUUUGUGGCGCAUCAGGAGUUGGAAAGACGCAACUGCUGCUUCAAUUAUCUCUAACCGUACAACUGCCUACUGAGUUGGGUGGAUUGAAUAAAGCAGUCGCCUACAUUUGCACCGAAGAUGCUUUUCCUUCGAAGCGUCUGUUUCAGUUGUCGAAAGUAUUUGAAAAGCGGUUUCCUGAAAUUAAUAUCAACUAUAUGGGAAAUAUUUAUAUAGAACAUAUUCUGGAAGCGAGUAACCUAUUGGAAUGUGUUGGUGUGCGUUUAGCAAAGCUAAUGGAAUCAUUUAAUAUUGGCCUUAUUAUAAUAGAUUCAGUCGCAGCAAUAUUUCGCACCUACAACAACUAUAUUAAGCGCGCUCGGAACAUGCGUAAAUUGGCAAAUCACUUGUUGCAUUAUGUUGACAAAUACAACUGCGCGGUGAUUUGUGUGAACCAAGUUGCUACAGUGAGUGAUGCGGUGAAAGAAACACCCUGCUUGGGUUUAGCGUGGGCACAUUUAGGGCGCACACGUCUCAAGCUCUCCAAAGUCCCGAAAGAAGUCAAAAUCAAUGGGGACCUGUUAACAGUGCGUCGAUUUGAAAUCGUGUACUCACCAGAGACACCAAGCGAAGUUGCCGAGUUUUUAAUUACUGCCGGCGGUGUGGUCGAUAUACCUAUAUAGUUAUCUAAUAGAUCUAUUUACUCAUUUGUAUAGUUUUUUAUUUUUAUUUUGUAUUGUGUUUUCGCAUAGGUAUCGUUAAGCAUACAAUGCUCCUGUUUUGUACAUUCAAUAAAUAGUUGAAGUUUGAAUUAUGUAAUUGAUUACAAUCACUGUUUGUAAACACGACCAAUAAACUGCGUAUGCAUGUGAUAAACGA